Molecule: messenger RNA, 1241 nt
Organism: Leptopilina heterotoma
Lineage: Eukaryota; Metazoa; Arthropoda; Insecta; Hymenoptera; Figitidae
Exons: 8
Coding region: 246-767 (173 amino acids)
Source: RefSeq, a predicted model, not a curated record
AGCCACCAGAAAAAUAUCCAUAUCAAAGUAGAGGAGCAGAAAAGGUGGAAUUAACAAAUGGAUCAAAUAUUUGGAUAGAUGAGGAAAAACUUGAAAGAUUCACAACUGUAUAUAAAAACAAUCCAUUAGAGUUAAUAAAAUCUUUGUUGAAAAAUUUAUUUGGUUUAGAGAAUUUACCGCAUUUUACAUGGCGUAAUACGAGUAGAAAUUAUAAGCUGAUACCCGACGAUGUUAAAAUUGCUAUCAUGGCAUAUGUGAAUAAAAAUGUGGAACCAAGUGACGAAAAGGAUAUAAAAGAAAUCGUUCCAAAAUUAAUAAGAUUCAUGGAAAAUUUCCAUCGUGCAUCUGAACCAGGUAUUAUUCGAGGGACGAAAAGAAAAUUUGACAUAGAAAGCUACUUAUAUGAGAAACCAGAAAAAUUCCCUUAUCAAGAAGGAGGAAAUGGGAAGAUUGAAUUAGUGCCUGAAUCAAAUAUUUGGAUAAAAGAAGAGGAAUUUCAAAAGUUGAAUGAAAGUUCUCCUAUUACUUUAGAGACUUUGAUUCAAGACUUAUUGAAAAAUUUACUUGGUGAAGAGAAUACAAAAUUCUUUUCUGAAAUGGGUUCAGAUCAAUUUGAAGAAGUACCAAAAGAUCUCAACAAUGCUAUCUGCAAAUUUGUAAAUCAUAAACUACAAGUGGCGAAACGUAUUACAGCAAGUAAAUGCUUAGAUAAAAUUGGAACACAAUUAAUAAAACUGAGAAAAAAAUUAAAAAGCAGAAAACAAUAAAGGGGAUGUGAACUAAAUCAACUUCCGUUUAUAAUUGUAUUCAUUGUGAAGAAUUUGAAUUCAAAUAAAAAACAAUUAUUAUCAAAAUUAAAACAAAUAUUAUUUAAGAUAGUGCCUCUUUCUCUUAAAAAUAAAUGAACUGCUUACGGUCGAACUUUUUAACAAGUUGUAUGAGUCAAUGUGUCGAUGCAGAUUAGAUUGAACACCCCUCAGCCUUGGAGUAACCAGAUAAUUUAUUUGAUGUUGAUGAUUUUAGAUAAGAAUUGUAGACCCUAGGUUGUACGCAGUGAGAAAAUUUCAGCAACAAGGCGGUUAUAUAUAUAUACAUAGUUCAUUUUAUUAUUAAAUAUAGAUUAGAUUUAUUAAUACUAUUGACCUCAACUGGCCCAUACAACGGAGUAAUCUUGGCUUACAUAAAUUUUAAAUAUAAUAAGGAAUUUCAUUUAAAACAAGUUUAAUAAAAGACAAAUAUGA